Amblyraja radiata (thorny skate) is the source of this 1376-nucleotide messenger RNA. Its product is annotated as tumor necrosis factor ligand superfamily member 10-like. Bases 210 to 713 code for a protein of 167 amino acids. The transcript has 5 exons. Gene Ontology annotation, cellular component: membrane. The record is from RefSeq and is a predicted model, not a curated record. Lineage: Eukaryota; Metazoa; Chordata; Chondrichthyes; Rajiformes; Rajidae. Gene Ontology annotation, molecular function: tumor necrosis factor receptor binding. Gene Ontology annotation, biological process: immune response.
AGUAACCGUGUAAGUGGCUAAUAUCACACAAAGUGAGGCCGCACCCAGGAAACAACUUCCACUGUGAAAAAAGCUCUAAGAUCAGUCAGUGCCGAAUCCCUUCCGCGCUGGUUUGGUGUUUACCGAUCGCUACUGCAGUUUGUCUGUUUAUUCGUAUUUCCACCAAAAUGAGUUAAUGGUGCUGUAGUCAACAGCAGCCGGUAAAGAAAAUGUCCUCAACUCAACCAGUGGUUUACAAUUACCUAAAACCAAAACUCCCCGCAACUCAUGCGGAUGUUAAAAGUAAGAAAUGGAACUUCGCUGCGUUCGUGCUGGGAUUUGCAGUUUUGGCAGAAAUGUGUGCAACAGUCUACUAUUUCUGUCACCUCAGCGGCCAGAUUGACAUGAUACAGCAGAAAUUGAAUUAUCCGGGACAGUGCCUCCAGGAUAUGAACUCCUACAUUGAUGACACCGGGGGGAGUGUGAUGACCAAUGUGGAUCCUUUGUGUGACAGCUGGCUUGAGAAUAUUCGAGUUCUAAUAAAUCAGCGUCUGAGAUCUGAUGCGAAAAAUUUGAUAUACAAGGAAUUGGAGGCACAAAAUGCAACAUUCGUGAGUCCUGGAAAACCAGCUAUCCAUUUAAUUGCACAGCACCAGAACAAACCUCCAAGUUAUGCCCCACAUUAUAUUAAUAUCAUACAGACGGUCAUGAUAUACUCUAUUGGAAAGAUAUAAAGGAUUUACGUUCACCAGGGUGCCAUGAAGUACACCAUAUAGGAAUCACCAUUCCCAAGGAUGGCAUCUACUACAUAUACCCCCAGGUUCAUUUCCAGCAUGUACGCAAACUGGACAUCCAGGAUCAACAUUACAAAUUAUUUAUCCAAUACCUUUAUAAGAUGUCCAUGUAUAUAAUGGAUAUUCUUUUAACUAAAGCUAUUUUCACUAAAUGUUGGUCAAGAGGCCAGAUUUGAUAUAUACACAAGUUUUCAAGGAGCCCUCUUUGAACUGCAACAAGGAGACAAACUAUUCAUCGAAGUAACAAAUGCAAAUACUAUGGAUAUUAAUGAGGGAGUCAACAUAUUUGGUGGUUUUAUGGUAUUUUAAGAUGUAAUUAUUAAAACCUGUAAUGGCGGCCACCUAUUGUGAAUAUCAUGCAAUAAUUGUAUUUAAUUUGGAUUACAACAAAUCUUUUGGUUUAGAUUUAACCCCAAGAAAUAUUUCAGCCUCGUGAAAAGACAAAUACAUUUUUUUGUAAUAUUUACUAUUUACAGCAAUUUUCUUCAAUGCUAAUGUGAAGAAUAAACAUGAUUUGACUAAAAAUUGGCACACGGAAGUGUUACGCACAGAAUGCAUGUCACACGUCGACGUCUGAUGUGAAUAAAUGGGCUGUCAAUGGUU